UCCCGGAAGCGGCGGCCGCGGCGUGGAGCCCAGCGGGCUGUCGGUCGCUGGAGCGACAAUGCGCGGCAGCCGGGGACUGUGAGCUAAGCGCGGCGGCGCGGCCGGGCGCCCCUGAAUGGCGGCUCGCUGAGGCGGUGGCGCGGCGCGGGCUCCUCCCGGCGUGGGGUGGCGGGGCCGGGGUGAUGCUGCUUAAGCUCCUGCAGAGACAGACCUAUACCUGCCUAUCCCACAGGUAUGGGCUCUACGUCUGCUUCGUGGGCGUCGUUGUCACCAUCGUCUCGGCUUUCCAGUUCGGAGAGGUGGUUCUGGAAUGGAGCCGUGAUCAAUACCAUGUUUUAUUUGAUUCCUACAGAGACAACAUUGCUGGGAAAUCCUUUCAGAAUCGGCUCUGUCUGCCCAUGCCAAUCGAUGUGGUUUACACCUGGGUGAAUGGCACGGACCUCGAACUGCUAAAGGAACUACAGCAGGUCCGGGAGCACAUGGAGGAGGAGCAGAAAGCCAUGCGGGAAAUCCUCGGGAAGAACACAACCGAACCAACGAAGAAGAGUGAGAAGCAGCUGGAGUGUCUGCUGACGCACUGCAUUAAGGUGCCCAUGCUUGUUCUGGACCCUCCGCUGCCAGCCAACUGCACCCUGAAGGACCUGCCAGCUCUUUAUCCAUCAUUUCACGCUGCCAGCGACAUGUUCAACGUCGCAAAACCCAAAAAUCCAUCUACUAAUGUCUCGGUUGUCGUUUUUGACACUACGAAGGAUGUUGAAGACGCCCAUGCUGGACUGUUUAAAGGAAGCAGCAAGCAGACAGUGUGGAGAGCCUACUUGACAACAGACAAAGAAGUCCCAGGCUUAGUGCUGAUGCAAGACCUGGCGUUCCUGAGUGGAUUCCCACCAACAUUCAAGGAGACGAGUCAGCUGAAGACAAAACUGCCAGAAAAUCUUUCUUCUAAAAUAAAACUGUUGCAGCUGUACUCGGAGGCCAGCGUCGCUCUUCUGAAACUGAAUAACCCCAAAGGUUUCCCCGAGCUGAACAAGCAGACCAAGAAGAACAUGACCAUCAGCGGGAAGGAACUGACCAUCAGCCCUGCCUAUCUGCUGUGGGACCUGAGCGCCAUCAGCCAGUCCAAGCAGGAUGAAGAUGUGUCUGCCAGCCGCUUCGAGGAUAACGAAGAGCUGAGGUACUCACUGAGAUCUAUCGAGAGACAUGCGCCAUGGGUACGGAAUAUUUUCAUUGUCACCAACGGGCAGAUUCCAUCGUGGCUGAACCUUGACAACCCUCGAGUGACCAUCGUGACCCACCAGGACAUUUUCCAAAACCUGAGCCACUUGCCUACCUUCAGCUCCCCUGCCAUUGAAAGCCACAUCCACCGCAUCGAGGGGCUGUCCCAGAAGUUCAUUUAUCUAAAUGACGAUGUCAUGUUUGGUAAGGACGUUUGGCCCGAUGACUUUUACAGCCACUCCAAAGGUCAAAAGGUUUAUCUGACAUGGCCGGUGCCGAAUUGUGCAGAGGGCUGCCCAGGCUCCUGGAUCAAAGACGGCUACUGUGAUAAGGCCUGUAAUAACUCAGCCUGUGACUGGGACGGCGGAGACUGCUCUGGUAAUAGUGCAGGGAGUCGCUAUGUCGCCGGAGGUGGGGGUACCGGCAAUAUUGGAGUCGGGCAGCGCUGGCAGUUUGGUGGAGGAAUAAACACUGUCUCUUACUGUAACCAAGGAUGUGCAAACUCCUGGCUGGCCGAUAAGUUCUGUGACCAGGCCUGCAACGUCCUGUCCUGCGGGUUUGAUGCUGGCGACUGUGGACAAGAUCAUUUUCAUGAAUUGUAUAAAGUAACACUUCUCCCAAACCAGACUCACUAUGUUGUCCCCAAAGGUGAAUACCUGUCUUAUUUCAGCUUUGCAAACAUAGCCAAAAGAGGAGUUGAGGGGACCUACAGUGACAACCCCAUCAUCCGUCACGCGUCUAUUGCAAACAAGUGGAAAACCAUACACCUCAUAAUGCACAGUGGGAUGAACGCAACCACGAUCUAUUUUAACCUCACCCUUCAAAACUCACACGAUGAAGAGUUCAAAAUCCAGAUAGCAGUAGAGGUGGACACGAGGGAGGUGCCUAAACCGAACUCCACAACCCAGAAGACCUAUGACAAUUUGGUUAGCCCAGUGACACCUCUUCCUCAGGCCGACGUCCCUUUCGAAGAUGUUCCCAAAGAGAAACGCUUCCCCAGGGUCAGGAGACCUGAUGUAAACACAACAGGGAAAGUCCAGGAGGAGGUGAAAAUCCCCCGGGUGAAUAUUUCCCUCCUUCCCAAGGAGGCCCAGGUGAGGCUGAGCAACCUGGAUUCGCAACUGGAAGGUGGAGACAUCACUCUGAAAGGAUACAACUUGUCCAAGUCAGCCCUGCUGAGGUCUUUCCUGAGGAAUUCACGAGAUGCUAAAGGAAAACCCCAAGCUGGGACCGAUGAGACAAAAGACAACCUGGAGGUCCCACAGGAGGACCCCUCCCACCAACGUCCACGUGGCUUUGCUGCCGCACGCAGAUCAGAGAGGUGGACGACCCCAGCGACUGUGAAUGGCCGUGACCACGGCUUGAAUCCACCCCCGACCCAACCUGUGCCCAAAGAGAACCUCUCACCACUGCUCAUUCCCCCAGAAGGCCACGUGCCAAAGGAAGGGGACAGACACAGAGCGGAGGGCAAUGCCGAUAGCCACGUAGCUGUGAAUGAGCUGGUGCCUGGCAGGAGGCUGCAGCAGCUCACACCCAGUUACCCAGGCUUUUUGCCCUGGGAGAAAAACAAGUAUUUCCAAGACCUUCUUGAUGAGGAAGAGUCAUUAAAGAAACAGUUGGCGUACUUUACUGACAGCAGACAUACGGGGAGGCAACUAAAAGAUACGUUUGCGGACUCCCUCCGAUACGUCAAUAAAAUUCUCAAUAGCAAGUUUGGAUUCACAUCCAGGAAAGUCCCCGCACACAUGCCACACAUGAUCGACAGGAUCGUUAUGCAAGAACUACAAGAUAUGUUCCCUGAAGAGUUUGACAAGACGUCAUUUCACAAGGUGCGUCACUCCGAGGACAUGCAGUUUGCCUUCUCCUAUUUCUAUUACCUCAUGAGUGCAGUUCAGCCCCUGAAUCUCUCUCAAGUCUUUGAUGAAGUUGAUACAGACCAAUCCGGUGUCUUGUCAGAUAGAGAAAUCCGAACACUGGCCACGAGAAUUCACGAUCUACCUUUAAGUUUGCAGGAUUUGACAGGUUUGGAACACAUGUUGAUAAACUGCUCAAAGCUGCUCCCUGCUAAUAUCACUCAACUAAGCAACAUCCCACCAACUCAGGAAGCGUACUAUGACCCCAAUCUGCCGCCGGUCACUAAGAGUCUUGUCACCAAUUGCAAACCAGUAACUGACAAGAUCCAUAAAGCAUAUAAAGACAAGAACAAAUACAGGUUUGAAAUCAUGGGAGAGGAAGAAAUCGCUUUCAAGAUGAUACGUACCAAUGUUUCUCAUGUGGUUGGCCAGUUGGAUGACAUCAGAAAAAACCCCAGGAAGUUUGUCUGUCUGAAUGACAACAUUGACCACAAUCAUAAAGAUGCCCAGACAGUGAAGGCUGUUCUCAGGGACUUCUAUGAAUCCAUGUUUCCCAUAGCUUCCCAGUUUGAGCUGCCAAGGGAAUAUCGGAACCGUUUUCUUCACAUGCAUGAGCUUCAGGAAUGGAGAGCAUAUCGAGACAAGCUGAAGUUUUGGACCCACUGCGUGCUAGCGACAUUGAUCAUAUUUACUGUAUUCUCAUUUUUUGCUGAACAGAUAAUUGCUCUGAAGAGGAAGAUAUUCCCCAGGAGGAGGACGCACAAGGAAGCUAGUCCAGACCAGAUCAGAGUGUAGAAGAUCUCCAUUGCAAAGUCACCUACCUCAGCAUCUGUGAACAUCCCCCUCCUCGCCACCACUGCGGUGUCCCUGUGAUGUGCCACGGGGGCAGCCUCGUGGGGA
Messenger RNA from Rattus rattus (black rat), 3965 nucleotides. It is a transcript of the gene Gnptab, whose product is annotated as N-acetylglucosamine-1-phosphate transferase subunits alpha and beta. The transcript is spliced from 21 exons. Gene Ontology annotation, cellular component: Golgi apparatus. NCBI's taxonomy places the organism in Eukaryota, Metazoa, Chordata, Mammalia, Rodentia, Muridae. Bases 183 to 3860 code for a protein of 1225 amino acids. The record is from RefSeq and is a predicted model, not a curated record. Gene Ontology annotation, molecular function: calcium ion binding; UDP-N-acetylglucosamine-lysosomal-enzyme N-acetylglucosaminephosphotransferase activity. Gene Ontology annotation, biological process: N-glycan processing to lysosome; carbohydrate phosphorylation.